Messenger RNA from Knipowitschia caucasica, 765 nucleotides. NCBI's taxonomy places the organism in Eukaryota, Metazoa, Chordata, Actinopteri, Gobiiformes, Gobiidae. The record is from the annotation of a GenBank genome assembly.
AUGAUCAGGAGGAACCCAGAGCUAAAAGUGUUGAAAGCCGUCAUGUUGUUCCCCACAAUCGAGCGCAUGGCUGUGACUCCUCAGGGCAGAGCAGUGACUCCUCUGAUCUGUCACCUCCGCUAUUUGGCCUAUGUCCCGGUUUUCCUUCUCUCUCUGCUACCAGAGCCUCUCAAACAAGGCCUAGUCAGACUGGCGCUGGGGGGGAUCCGUGGUCUGGACCCCACCAUCCUCCAACCCACUGUGGGGCUGCUGAGCGGAGACUGUGCAGCUAAUGCAAUAUACAAAGACCGCUACUUCACCGCAGAAACUAAAGAAAAGGUGAAGAAAAUGCUGCUGGAGAAAUUGAAGAACCAACUCCAGUGUGACUCACCUGAUGAGAGCGUGCCUGUGCCUGAAGGGGAAAGGACUGUGGCCAGGGGAAACAAUUCACUCCUGGACAUGUAUGACGAAAUAAUACAGGAAAACACAGAGGGAGCUGGACGACAAGAAAAAAUGCAUGUGGAAGUGCAGUUCCAGACAUACAUCUCAGAGGCCACACUCCCCAUGAAGACCCAGACUCUGACACCAUUGGACUUUUGGGCAAAGAACAAAAGCCGUUUUCCAGACUUGGCCCAGAUUGCGCGGAAAUACCUGUCUGCCCCUUGCACUAGCGUUGACAGCGAACGCUUAUUUUCUGCUGCUGCAAAUGUAAUGGAUGAAAAACGAAACAGGUUAGGAUGUGAGAAGGCAGAGAUGAUACCACUGAUCCGACCUGAAUUGGCAUAA